This is a messenger RNA of Homarus americanus (American lobster), 834 nucleotides long. RefSeq lists its product as uncharacterized. The record is from RefSeq and is a predicted model, not a curated record. The transcript has a single exon. NCBI's taxonomy places the organism in Eukaryota, Metazoa, Arthropoda, Malacostraca, Decapoda, Nephropidae. The coding region runs from base 1 to 834 and encodes 277 amino acids.
AUGGGCGUCCUCAUUGUGGGUAUCCUCAUUAUGGGCGUCCCUCAGUGUGGGUGUCCUCAGUAUGGGAGUCCCUCAGUGUGGAGUGCCCUCAGUAUGGGCGUCCCUCAUUGUGGGUGUCCCUCAGUAUGGGCGUCCUCAUUGUGGGUGUCCCUCAGCAUGGGCGUCCCUCAUUGUGGGUAUCCCUCAGUAUGGGCGUCCUCAGUGUGGGUGUCCUCAGUAUGGGCGUCCUCAUUGUGGGUGUCCUCAGUAUGGGCGUCCUCAUUGUGGGUGUCCCUCAACAUGGGCGUCCCUCAGUGUUGGUGUCCCUCAGUAUGGGCGUCCCUCAUUGUGGGUGUCCCUCAGUAUGGGCGACCCUCAUUGUGGGUAUCCCUCAGCAUGGGCGUCCCUCAGUGUUGGUGUCCCUCAGUAUGGGCGUCCCUCAGUGUGGGUGUCCUCAGUAUGGGCGUCCCUCAUUGUGGGUGUCUCAGUAUGGGCGUCUCUCAGUGUGGGUGUCCUCAGUAUGGGCGUCCCUCAUUGUGGGUGUCCUCAGUAUGGGCGACCCUUAGUGUUGGUGUCCUCAGUAUGGGCGUCCUCAGUGUGGGUGUCCCUCAGUGUGGGUGUCCCUCAGUAUGGGCGUCCCUCAUUGUGGGUGUCCUCAGUAUGGGCGUCCCUCAGCAUGGGCGUCCCUCAUGGGCGUCCCUAGUGUGGGUGUCCCUCAGUGUGGGUAUCCCUCAGUAUGGGCGUCCCUCAGUGUGGGUGUCCCUCAGUAUGGGCGGCCCCUCAGUAUGGGUAACCCUCAGCAUGGGCGUCCUCAUUGUGGGUGUCCCUCAUUGUGGGUGUCCUCAGUAUGGGUGA